Penicillium verrucosum is the source of this 519-nucleotide messenger RNA. RefSeq lists its product as uncharacterized. The coding region runs from base 1 to 519 and encodes 172 amino acids. The record is from RefSeq and is a predicted model, not a curated record. NCBI's taxonomy places the organism in Eukaryota, Fungi, Ascomycota, Eurotiomycetes, Eurotiales, Aspergillaceae. The transcript has a single exon.
AUGGCCUCAGGUCUAAUCCUAAACCCUCACCUCCUCCUCCAAACCCUCCCAUUAGCAACAAGCACGGGAACUCUGGCGCACGCCCUACUAGAACUAACAACAACCACCGGCUUCCUCCUCCCCUCUCUACAACCCACUUCGGACAAAAUCCUACCAAAAUGGUACUCCCACGUCUUCAAUCGCGCAGUAUGGACAGUUCUCGCGCUGAAUCUGGGCACGAUAACCUCAGCCGCUGGCACGCUGUUCUUGAAUCACUAUUACCCACGCAAGCCGCUGCAGACAACGGCAUUUUACUGGAUCGGGCUGGCGGGUGCGAUUGGACAUUUGGUUUUCGUGCCGUUUGUCGUCGGCCCCGUUAAGAGGAUUGUGGAUGAUGUUGGUGUUAAGGAGGAUAUGGGGGAGAGUGGGGUUGGUGCGUCUGUUGAUAUGGCGCGUUGGGUGGGGGUUCAUCGGGUUCGGAUGGUCGUUGCGGAUUUACCGGCUUGGAUUGGCUUUUUGGGGGCUAUUUUGACCUUGUAA